This is a messenger RNA of Vigna radiata var. radiata (mung bean), 682 nucleotides long. RefSeq lists its product as uncharacterized. Gene Ontology annotation, biological process: DNA repair. The record is from RefSeq and is a predicted model, not a curated record. The transcript has 3 exons. Lineage: Eukaryota; Viridiplantae; Streptophyta; Magnoliopsida; Fabales; Fabaceae. The coding region runs from base 34 to 585 and encodes 183 amino acids. Gene Ontology annotation, molecular function: DNA binding.
CCCUUUGUGCAGCGUGCAGUAGUGACAUUAGAAAUGGUGCUCACAGGCAGAGAAAGCUUGAUUCGAUUAAUCGGCAGACGGGGGCGCUUCCUCCCCAAUCGCCGCUCUAUCCUCUCCGAUACCAUCCCUGAUCCUAACCCGAACCCGAACCCCAGUCCGAAUCCGGUUGUUGAACAACUGUUGCAGCAACCAGAUCAAAGCGGCGACGUACAGUGCCCUGUUUGCGGCCGCAACCUUCCCGGUGAUGAUCACAACCGCAUAAACUCUCAUCUCGAUGCGUGUCUCUCUCAUUCACAACCAAAACCAGCAACAAAACGAAAGCUUUCCCAACGCACCCUCUUUGAGUUAAACUUUUCCCCAUCCAAUUCUAAACCUAAACUCCAGAGUCUCACUCACGAAUCUGACAGUGCUUCCUUCCUUCCUCUUCCAAACAACGGCUGUGAAGAAGUGGAAAAUUGCGAUAAGCAAAAACCGCCUGAAAAACACGAGACUGGAGUUAAUUCUACACUUGCUGCCACUCCCUCAUCUUCCUCGCCCGUGAACAGUGGGGUGCCUGAAGAUUCUAAACUAGUUGAUGCGGCCUGACAUUGUCGCAGGAAAACACAAUGAGGACCUCAUACCAAAUGAGGUGAAGGAAGGAACUAAAGAAAGGGGGUUCCUAAAUCCCUAAAUCCCAAUUGGU